AUGUCAGAUCCUCAGAGUGAAGAGGCUUGGAGCUUCGAGGACGACUACCAAGUCGAGAGCGCAUAUGCGGGCCCCCUCAUCAAGGUGGUUGCCGGAUCGCCAGCACGGGCCUUUUACAUCCACAAGGGCUGCUUGACAGAGGCGAGUCCCUUCUUCAAAGCUUGCCUGUCGGCGGGGAUGAUCGAACAGCAAACGGACGAAAUCACUCUCCCGGACGACCCAUGCAGAGCCUUCGAGUUUCUGGCCGAGUGGGUCUACAGGCACGAGGUGUCGGCGAUCGAGACCCAGGAGCAAGCCACGUCCGCCGCCCAAGCCUGGACACUGGCGGACAAGUAUCGCAUCCCGGCCCUUCAGGAUGCCCUGAUGGAUGCGCUCCGGGGCUUUUGUCAAACCGACGUCCUGGACCUUCGGUUGCUGUCUUGGGCGGUGGAGAACACAAAAGCCACGAAUCCUCUCCGGGAAUUCAUCUACGAUCAGCUGGCUUACGAUUUGGUCAGCUGGCCCGACUUCUACGGGUGGAUCGAAUGCGACGAGUCAGAGUCCGGGCGCGCAGAAAGCGACACGGAGACGCUCAGGGACUUGCUGGCCAACCCAGAGAUCUCGGUCAAGUUGUUCUGGCACGCAUACAACGCGCCGAAUGAGCCGCAUGACAGCCCUGCAGAACUUGUCGGGUGUCAUUAUCAUGUUCAUGAAGAUGGUGGACCUUGCCCAGGGCGAGACUUGGAGACAUGACAGCUGAUCGAAAGCGGCCCGGUCUCGAGAAGUGUUUCAACGACGCACCCAAGUUUUGAAAGUGGUUACAUGUGCAAAAGAGCUGGAACACACGGUGCCAAAUCAAAUAUGCCAAAGCAACCAGUUAGGAUACCCUGUGUAGAUACAUCAGUCACCUACCUUGACAAAGGUGCCGCGUGACACAUCCGUGCACAGAGACAUCA
Cladophialophora immunda is the source of this 935-nucleotide messenger RNA. RefSeq lists its product as uncharacterized. The record is from RefSeq and is a predicted model, not a curated record. The transcript has 2 exons. Gene Ontology annotation, molecular function: protein binding. Lineage: Eukaryota; Fungi; Ascomycota; Eurotiomycetes; Chaetothyriales; Herpotrichiellaceae. Bases 1 to 732 code for a protein of 243 amino acids.